GAGAAGGACCUCGGGACUCACACAGCGCUUGGCCCGAGCCCCCGCCACCGAGGGAAAGGAGGCUGCUGCCAAGGGCUGGGGGAGUGGACUCCUCUCUGGUCGGGACCCAAGGCACCGGCGCCACCGAGACAUUGUGUGAGCUGGGCUGGGCCUCAGACACAGCCGGGGAGGUGCCGGCAUGGGAAGGGCUUUAAAUCCAGCUGCCGCCUAGGCGGGAGAGCGGAGAGGGCCGGCCACCAUGCACAGCUCCUGUGGCCUCUGGGCGCUGCUGCUGCUGCUGCUCACCAUGGGCCCCGCCACGGCCCUCAAGGAGGAUGAGAGACAGCUGAUGGUCCAGCUGCACAACCUCUACCGCGCCCAAGUGUCUCCGCCCGCCUCAGACAUGCUGCAGAUGCGAUGGGACCCGGAGCUGGCCGCCUUCGCCAAAGCCUACGCCCAGAAGUGCGUGUGGGGCCACAACGAGGACCGCGGGCGGCGCGGCGAGAACCUGUUCGCCAUCACGGACGAGGGCCUGGACCUGCCGCUGGCGGUGGAGGAGUGGCACCACGAGCGCGAGCACUACAACCUCAGCGCCGGAGCCUGCGCCGCUGGCCAGAUGUGCGGCCACUACACGCAGGUGGUCUGGAGCAAGACCGAGAGGAUCGGCUGCGGCUCCCACUUCUGUGAGACGCUGCAGGGAGUAGAGGAGACCAACAUCCACCUACUGGUGUGCAACUACGAGCCGCCGGGGAACGUGAAAGGGAAGAGGCCCUACCGGGAAGGGACGCCGUGCUCCCAGUGUCCCCCGGGCUACAGCUGCGAGAACACCCUGUGCGAACCCAUCAGAGGCCCGGAAGAGGCGCAGGAUUUGACUCCCCUGGUGACUGAGGCCCCAUCCACCGUGGCGGAUGAAGCCUCCGGCCCUGGGAAAACCGACACUCCUUCCCUAGCAACCGAGACGCCUAGCUUCUCGGUGCCAGAGGUCCCGGGCUCCCUGGCAACAGCGGCCCCGCCCAUGGCGGGAACAAAGGCCCCAUCUUCUUUAGCAACGGACCAGCCUGCCUCCAUGGCAACAGAGGCUCCGCCCUCCCUAAACUCCGAGGUCCCUUUCGUUUCGGCCUCUCCCACCCCGCUUUUCUUGGAGGAUGGCCCAGGGCCCCUUCCCAGGUCCACCCGCGUUCCCAUCCUGCGAGCUGCCGACGAAGUAGCCAGCAAGACAAGCGCACCCCCCACGAGGCCAGAGAGCUCUCAGCAUCCCACAGGGGCGCCCCUACCCCGUGCCCUGGAGGAGGUGGAGGCGGAGGCCGAGUUGCCCCCUUCCAGCGAGGUCAUGGCCUCCGUUUUGCCAGCCCAAGGACAGGCUGAAGGGGAGGCUGAGUUGCCUCCUCCCGGUGAAGGCUUGGCCACAGUUUUUCCAGCCCAGGCCAAGCCAGGUGAGCUGCAGGCCACACUGGGCCACCUGGGGCACGCCAAGUCCCUGCCCAAUGUCCCCGGUGACUCUGCCUCCGGCAAUGCCGUGGGUGGGCGGACCCUGGCCCUGCAGUCGUCCUUGCCAGGUGCAGAGGGCCCUGAGAAGCCUGGCGGGGAGCCGGGGAGGAGCGUGGGGCACACGUGGGCGCCCGCCUCAGGACUGCUGCUGCUGCCUCCGCUGCUGUGUGCUGGACUCCACUGAAGGGGACGCCGUCCACACAAGGCCUGGUGGGCAACCAGGCCUCAGCCUACUCUGGAUUGUCCUUCUCCAAUACGAGGCCACGGCUUCCUGGGCAGGUCCUGCUCUGUGGUCCCGUCCCCUGGGGAGGCCCCUGUAGGGCCAACCCUUGGCCUGCCCCAGGAGCACCCUUUCUUCCGAGGCAGUCACCCUCGGCGGGCUGCAGGCUGUUCCGGGCAGCGUCAGAGCCCUGCGUGCCUGGUGCCCUGUUGUCCUGUGAGCGUGGCCUGCUCUCCCAGAGCUGUCUCAGCCUCCCCCCACAGCUUGGCUCCUUCCGAGCCCCUGGCCCCUUGCUCCACCCAUCUGGCCCCGGGCUGCCCCCCAGUGCCUCCUGCCUCCCUCGGGUGUAGAGGUCACAGCCCAGACACCAUCUCCCCGGCCAUGUCCCCGGCCCCUCACACAAGAAGCCUCUUGGCUGAAGGCACGUGAAGGUCAAAAGGCUUCGGCUUCUGGGGCGCACAGCCUGGCUGGCCACUGGCUUGGGGACCCGGACUCCUCCUGCCCCCUGCAACUGAGUCCUGGGUGGGGGUCCUGGGUGGGGGUCCUGGGUGGGGCUCCCUGCCUGCCUGGCUUAGGUGACAAGGCCCAUUCGAGUGGGGUUCUAGGGAGGGGAGGGCAGCAGCCCCUACUCCUGAAUAAAGCCUGUCUGACAGCC
Chinchilla lanigera (long-tailed chinchilla) is the source of this 2342-nucleotide messenger RNA. It is a transcript of the gene Pi16, whose product is annotated as peptidase inhibitor 16. The coding region runs from base 239 to 1651 and encodes 470 amino acids. Lineage: Eukaryota; Metazoa; Chordata; Mammalia; Rodentia; Chinchillidae. The transcript is spliced from 6 exons. The record is from RefSeq and is a predicted model, not a curated record. Gene Ontology annotation, cellular component: extracellular region.